GAGAGAGAGAGAGAGAGAGAGAGAGAGAGAGAGAGAGAGAGAGAGAGAGAGAGAGAGGCUAUCGAUCACUUUCCGGUCUGGCGUUUCCCGGCCCUUCUAAGUACAGCUUUCGAUGACUCGAUCUCUCCAUGUCUCGAUCUCUCGGUCACGCUCAACGCUCCUCUUGUCCUUCUUUUUCUUUUUGCUGCGGAUACAUACAAGCACGUUGCCACACCAUCCACACCCUCCGUUUGAUAGCCGUACCCUCUCCAUCGCCCUUCACCAUAUCGCCUUGCCCCCCCCCCUUCCUUUCCCUCCGUACCCUACCAACCCGGUCCCGGCCACUCACCUCCAAUCUGAACCGGCCUGGAACAUUCACCGGGGAAGGGGGGCGGGAGGGGGGUGGGAUCACCAAUCCAUCACUAAACACACCACCUCGUCCUUCUUUUUGUCUGGCCUUCCUUGCCUCAACCUUCCAAACUUCCCGUCCCGUCCACAACGAACCAGGCCAGGCCCGGCCAAACCUGACCAGGGCACCGUGUUCCCUGCACAUUCGACACUUUUUUUUUCCUUGUCUUCGGGGGUAUCCUGAACAUCUCAACCCACUCAAUCAACUCGGCUCACUUCAUCUCAACCCCAGCUCCCAGACUUGUAUACUUCCUUACGAGUAGAACAAGAGCCAGCCAAAGAACAGGACCUCACCUCCAUCUUGGGCUGGGCAAAAUAAGCUGCAAGACCACAUAUAGCCUGGCAAGCCUGGGAUCGGGGAAAUCCACGGGCAGGAGUCCAGCGUGCAGCAACAGUAACAGUAACAAGCAGCAGCCGGCAGCCGGGAGAGUCACAGAGACGCGCCAGUCUCACUUUACCUCGACGGUUGCCAGCCCAGAUACGGAUCCUGCCUUUCUUACCUUGCCGUCUUUGCUCCGUCGUCCGUACCUUAGCUGGCCUUGGACGAGGCAGGCACUGGACCACUCACCCAAAGCCCCGAGGAUGCUUGGGUCAUUGCAGCUAGCAAUUUGGUCUCUUUUCCCCCUUUAGUUCAUCUUCCCCUUU
This is a messenger RNA of Colletotrichum navitas, 1032 nucleotides long. RefSeq lists its product as uncharacterized. The record is from RefSeq and is a predicted model, not a curated record. The transcript has a single exon. Bases 129 to 650 code for a protein of 173 amino acids. Lineage: Eukaryota; Fungi; Ascomycota; Sordariomycetes; Glomerellales; Glomerellaceae.